UUUCACUGCAAAAGCACUCAUCCCAGCAAUGGCUUCUUCUUCUACUCUACCUUUAUGCACCAGCAAAACUCUCUUUUCUUCCUUCACCAACUCAUCUUUCUUUGCAAAACCCUCCCAGCAUUUCCUCCAUGGAAAACGUAACCAAUGUUUCAAGGUUUCAUGCACGGGCGAGCAUGACGGAAACCAACUUGACGCCAUUAAAGAAGGAGCUGUUGACAGAAGGAAUGUCCUUUUGGGUUUAGGAGGGCUGUAUGGCGCAGCUAAUCUUGCGCCAUUAGCCUCUGCUGCUCCCGUACCACCCCCCGAUCAAAAAUCAUGUGGCACGGCCACGAUAACGGAUGGUCCAGCUGUACCAUAUAGUUGUUGCCCCCCUAAACCAGAUGAUAUGGACAGCGUUCCAUAUUACAAGAUCCCUCGCAUGUCCAAGCUUCGUAAGCGGCCCGCUGCCCAAAACGUGACUGAGGAGUAUAUAGCCAAGUACCAGUUAGCCACUAGUAAAAUGAAGGAAUUAGACAAAGACCAAUUUGAUCCUCUUGGCUUCAAGCAACAAGCUAAUAUCCAUUGUGCUUAUUGCAACAAUGCUUACACAAUGGGUGACCAAAAGUUACAAGUUCACGAAUCUUGGCUUUUCUUCCCAUUUCAUAGAUGGUACUUGUACUUCUACGAGAGAAUCUUGGGCUCCCUCAUCGAUGAUCCAACUUUUGCUUUGCCAUAUUGGAACUGGGACCAUCCAAGCGGCAUGCGUUUGCCUCCUAUGUUCGAUGUCGAAGGUUCUUCCCUGUACGAUGCAAGACGUAAUCCACAAGUCCGUAAUGGAACCAUAAUCGAUCUUGGUUUUUUCGGUGAUGAAGUCAAAACUAAUGAAAUACAGAUGAUAACUAACAACUUAAUUCUAAUGUAUCGUCAAAUGAUAACUAAUGCUCCAUGCCCGCUGUUGUUCUUCGGAGAGCCUUACAGAUUCGGAUCUAAACCCAAUCCGGGGCAGGGAACCAUUGAAAACAUCCCUCAUACUCCAGUCCACAUUUGGACUGGUACUGUGCGGGAUACGGAUUUGGGUAAUGGUGUGAAAUCAUACGGUGAGGAUAUGGGUAAUUUCUACUCAGCUGGUUUAGAUCCAGUUUUUUACUGCCACCACGCCAAUGUGGACCGCAUGUGGAAUGAAUGGAAAGCACUAGGAGGGAAAAGAAGGGAUCUCACAGACAAUGAUUGGUUAAACUCGGAGUUCUUUUUCUACGAUGAAAACCGCGACCCAUGGCGUGUGAAAGUCCGAGACUGUUUGGACAGUAAGAAGAUGGGGUAUGAUUACGAACCAACAUCCACACCAUGGCGUAACUUUAAGCCAGGGAAAAAGAGCACAGAGGGCAAGGUGAAUCUAAGUUCAAUUAAGCCAGCCAGCAAGGUAUUCCCACUCUCAAAUCUGGACAGAGCCAUUUGCUUUAGUAUAGAGAGGCCAGCUACAUCAAGGAGUCAGCAGGAGAAAGAUGAAUUCGAGGAGAUCCUAACAUUCAAGGGUGUAAAGUAUGAUGAUAGCAAGUAUAUAAGGUUUGAUGUGUUCCUCAAUGCAGACAAGACUGUGAAUGCAGAUGACAUUAACAAGAGAGAGUAUGCAGGGAGCUAUACCAGCUUGCCACAUGUUCAUGGACCUAAUAAUGCCACUCAUGAGUUUAAACCAAAAGAAUUCAAGCUAGCCAUCACUGAACUUCUUGAGGACUGUGGUUUGGAAGAUGAAGACAUUAUUGCGGUAACUGUGGUUCCAAAGAAGGGGGGCGAAGUGGUCAGCAUCGACAAUGUGGAGAUUGAACUUAAGGAUUGUUUUUAAUUAAUUAAGUCCAAAUUUAUGUAUGUUAUAAAUAUCAAAUAUAUAAAUAAAUGUCUUCCCUUCCGAUCCGA
Messenger RNA from Nicotiana tabacum (common tobacco), 1890 nucleotides. Lineage: Eukaryota; Viridiplantae; Streptophyta; Magnoliopsida; Solanales; Solanaceae. The record is from RefSeq and is a predicted model, not a curated record.